This is a messenger RNA of Dictyostelium purpureum, 603 nucleotides long. RefSeq names its product Ras GTPase (gene rapB). Gene Ontology annotation, cellular component: plasma membrane. Gene Ontology annotation, biological process: signal transduction. NCBI's taxonomy places the organism in Eukaryota, Evosea, Eumycetozoa, Dictyosteliales, Dictyosteliaceae. Gene Ontology annotation, molecular function: GTPase activity; GTP binding; GDP binding. The record is from RefSeq and is a predicted model, not a curated record. Bases 1 to 603 code for a protein of 200 amino acids. The transcript is spliced from 2 exons.
AUGGGUAAAGGAAAAGAUAAAGUAACAGAAAAAGCUCCAGCAAAAACUAAAUUUUUUGUAGCUGUUAUGGGUGCAGGUUCAGUUGGUAAAUCAGCUUUAACCGUCCAGUUUACACAAGGUGUUUUUAUUGAUAAGUACGAUCCAACAGUUGAAGAUACUUAUACAAAAACAUUUGAGUUGGAAGGUGAAUCAGUUUGUAUUGAAGUUUUAGAUACAGCAGGAUCAGAAGUUUUAGUAGCAAUGAGAGAAUUAUAUAUGAAAAAUGCAGAGGGUUUUAUUUUAGUUUAUAGUAUACUUGUUAAAUCUACAUUUUUAGAAAUUAAAGAUAUUGUAGAACAAUUAUUUAGAGUUAAAGAAGAAGAAGAGGUACCAAUUGUACUUGUUGGCAAUAAAAUUGAUCUUGAUGCUCAUAGAGAAGUUUCAACAGCCGAGGGUAAACAAUUAGCAAGCUCUUAUCCAAAUUGUGAUUUUUGGGAGGCCUCCUCUAAAGAUAGAAUCAAUGUAGAUAAUGUUUUUUAUAGUAUUGUAAAAAGAAUUAAAGAAAAAUAUAAAAAAGAGGGUGCUCCAGUAAAAGAAAAAAAAGAAAAAUGUAUUAUUAUGUAA